AUGAGCAAGCGUCAGGCAGACGCUCAGGCAGGAGAGGGUGAAGACUUCAGGAAGAAGAAGCUUUGGGGUGGCCGUUUCAGCGGCUCCGUUGACCCCUUGAUGCACGCCUACAAUGAGUCACUUUCCUACGACAAGCGCAUGUGGGCACAAGACAUCCGGGGAAGCAUCGCCUACGCCAACGCCAAUGUAGCAACUGGCAUCCUCACCGCCCAGGAGAGGGACCAGAUCGUCCAAGGUCUCGGCAAGGUCGGAGAGGAGUGGAAGAAUGGCACCUUUGUCGCUGCUGCCGAUGACGAGGAUAUUCAUACCGCCAAUGAGCGCCGCCUCAAGGAGCUCAUCGGUCCCGUUGCUGGAAAGCUGCACACUGGACGAUCCCGCAACGACCAGGUAGCCACAGAUGUACGACUUUGGCUCAUCGAUGAGGCUGCAGCCUCUGAGAAGUUCCUCAUUGAGCUCAUCAAGGUCAUCACUGCUCGAGCUCGUGUCGAGGUUGACCACCUCAUGCCCGGCUACACCCAUCUGCAGCGAGCGCAGCCCAUCCGAUGGUCCCACCUCCUCCUCUCGCAUGCCUCCAACCUCAUCUCUGACCUCUCGAGGCUACGCGAUCUUCUGCCCCGAAUCUCUGUCCUUCCUCUCGGCUCGGGACCUCUCGCGGGCAACCCCUUUGCCGGUCUGGACAGGGAGGCCAUCGCCAAGGAGCUCGGUUUCAAGACUGUAGGCUUCAAUUCGAUGCAGUCCGUCUCAGACCGAGACUUCAUCGUCGAGUUCCUGUUCUGGUCCAGCUUGACCAUGAUCCACAUCAGCAAGAUGGCCGAAGACUUUAUCAUCUACUCCACUUCUGAGUUUGGCUUCAUUCAGCUGAGCGACGCCUACUCUACCGGCUCCUCCAUCAUGCCCCAGAAGAAGAACCCAGACUCCCUGGAGCUUCUGCGUGGAAAGAGUGGACGUGUCUUUGGUCAGAUGAGCGGUCUGAUGAUGACACUCAAGGGUAUUCCCUCUACCUACAACAAGGACUUGCAAGAGGACAAGGAGCCCCUCUUUGACGCGGUCGAGACCAUCCAGCGCUCCCUGCAAAUCGCAACGGGUGUGAUUUCCACCAUGAACAUCUUCCCAGAAAAGAUGCGCGCCGCCCUCACCCCCGACAUGCUCGCCACGGACCUGGCAGAGUAUCUCGUUCGCAAGGGCAUUCCUUUCAGAGAGACGCACCACGUCUCUGGCUCUGCUGUUCGACUUUCAGAAGAGAAGAAGUGUCUGCUGAGCGAUCUGACCUUGGAGGAACUCAAGAAGCUCAACUCGGCCUUUGAAGAAGACGUAGAGGAUGUUUGGAAGAUGGACGAGAGUGUAGAGAGGAGGAACGCCAUUGGUGGUACUUCCAAGAGGGCCGUGCUGGAGCAGUGUGACCGAAUCGAGGCGCAGUUGGGAGCUUGAGCAGAAAGUACCGUGUCAUUGGGCAAGAGUCUUGCCAGGGAUUUACAUCAGUGUCAUCGCCAAAAAUUGCAUCGAUAGACCGAAUAGACAGCGUUGAUAUCGUGACUACUGUUACAAUGUGAAGAAUCAG
Molecule: messenger RNA, 1558 nt
Organism: Microstroma glucosiphilum
Lineage: Eukaryota; Fungi; Basidiomycota; Exobasidiomycetes; Microstromatales; Microstromataceae
Product: putative ARG4-arginosuccinate lyase
Exons: 2
Coding region: 1-1428 (475 amino acids)
Cellular component (GO): cytosol
Molecular function (GO): argininosuccinate lyase activity
Source: RefSeq, a predicted model, not a curated record